Entamoeba dispar SAW760 is the source of this 2580-nucleotide messenger RNA. RefSeq lists its product as uncharacterized. The coding region runs from base 1 to 2580 and encodes 859 amino acids. The transcript has a single exon. The record is from RefSeq and is a predicted model, not a curated record. Gene Ontology annotation, cellular component: cytoplasm; cytoskeleton. Lineage: Eukaryota; Evosea; Mastigamoebida; Endamoebidae. Gene Ontology annotation, molecular function: actin filament binding. Gene Ontology annotation, biological process: actin filament network formation; cortical actin cytoskeleton organization.
AUGAAACCAAAAAAUGUUAUUGUUAUUACUGAUAUUCCUAAUGUACCUCCAAAAACAUUUGAAUAUCAAAUCAAUCCAGUUUUAAUACUUAGUGAACUUAUUUUUGAUAUUUGUACUAAAAUUGAUUUAAAAGAUUCAGACAAUUAUUCAAUUUUUAUGAAUGGAUUACCUAUUACACCAACUACACUUCAAACAAUUCCAGAGAAAUCAACAAUUUCACUUUCACUUGCAUUAGAUUUUGCAGCACGUCAAGCGUUUGAUCAAUUACAAAAAGCACCAAAUGCAGAAGUAGUAAAAAGAGUAUUUUUUUUUAUGAGACAAAAAAUAACACUAACAAUGUUUGUAAGUGAAUUUACACGAUUAGGAGGUAUCGGAUUAGUUUUAGAAAAAAUAAUGAAAUAUGAAGGAAAUGUACAAAGUUAUGGAUUAACAAUAUUAAGAAGUGCAAUGAGUUUUGAUAGUGGAAUGAAUGAAGUAGUAAAGAAUGAAAAAAUUAUACGAUUUUUAUUUUCAAUGAUUGAUGAAGGAGUAAUUGCAAGUGUUUGUAGACAGUCACUUGAAUUACUUUUUGUUGCUAUUCAUUAUGGAGGAUUUAAUACCAUGUGGAAGAUUGUAAAAGAGAGAGCAAAAGAAAAGGAUGAGUUACCAUUAGCAAAUGUUGUUAGAUUAUUAAAAAGUGGAGAUAUAGAAACUGUAGGAAAUUCACUAACAUUAUUAUAUGGAAUUUUACAUGUUGCACCACAAGAAAAAAAAUAUGGAAUUAGAACUAAAUUAAAAUAUCAAGGAGUUCAUAAAAUAGUAGAAGAACUAAAAUCAGGAGGAAGUAAAAAAGAACUUAAAGAGCAAACAACAUUAUUAGAGAAAUACUUUUAUGGAGAAGAUGUAAGAAAGGAAAAAAAGUCAUUAGUCAAAAUGAUAAAGAAAGAACAAGAUAGAAUGAAAAGAGUUAAAAAUGAAAAUAUUUCUAAAAAAAGAACCAUUGAAAUAAUUAAAAAAGAAAUAGAAACGAUUCAAAUGAAAAUACCAAUUCUUAAAGAUGAAUUAGAACUUAUGAAAAAACAAACAAAUUCAUUAGAAAAAGAAAUAGAACCAUUAAAAGAACAUGUAUUAAGAAAAGAUAUUUUAAAAUUAAUUAAAAAUAUGACAGAUGAUGAAAUUAAAAAAGAGUGGGUUAAAUAUAAAGUGUUAGUUGAAAGUGUUGAAAAAGAAAAAAUUGCUUUAAAUUCUCAAAUUGAAGAAAUUAAAGAAAAACAUUUAAAAAUAACAAAUUCUUCCUUUGGAAAUUCAUCACUUUCUUUAAAUAUAAAUUCACCUAGAGGAAAAGUUAGAAUGACUAAAUUCCUUGAAACAAGAAGAACAGUUAAUAGAAAACCUUCUGAUAAUCAACACUUUAGAAAACCUGAACUUCCUCCACAAAAUAAUAUUAUUAGAAUCCCUUGGAGACGUAUUCUUUUUACUCCAAAUCCAAAAAAACCUACUAUUUGGGAUGAUAUAAAAAUCCUUCAUGUUAGAGAAAAACAAUUACAAACCUCUUUUCUUACUUCAAUUUCUGUUACUAAUAUUUCUUUCAUUUUAGACCAUUCAAAAUUAAUUGCUCUUUCUGUAUUAUUUGCAAAACAACCAAAUGAAUCUAAAUUCUUUGAGGCAUUCACUCAUAUGUAUUCUAAAACAUUUGAUACUAAAACAUUUGAAUUAGUUAAAAAAAUUAUUCCUACUGAAGCAGAAGCAUUUCAAUUAUUCAGUGCAAAAGCAUUAAAUAUACCAGAAACUUUAUUAAAAAGAUUAGCAUUAGCUAAAAAUUUACCUACUAAAAUUGCUGUUUGGUCACAAGUUACUGUUUUAGAAAAAAGAUUAGAUAUAGUUAAUGAAAAAAUAUCUUGUAUUGAAACUGCAAUUAAAGUUCUUAAAAAAAGUUUUGGAUUUAAAGAAGUAUUAACUAUCAUUACUUCUUAUAAUCCUCAACUCAAUUUAUUUGAUAGUAAUAAAGGAUUCGAUCUAACUUGUCUUUUAAAAUUAAAAGAUCUUAAAACUAAUACUAAUGAAACACUAUUAGAUUGUAUCAUUUCAAAUCUUUCUAAUGUUAAGAUUUUAUUACGUGAAUUUAAUGAAUGUAAACCAGCAAUCCUUGUUGAAUUAAAAGAACAACUUGAUUCGGUUCAUUCUUUAAUUGAUGAGUUAAAUAAUUUAAAAGACAUAAUGAAAGAAUUAGCUGAAGACGAUUUAAAUAUUGCCGCUAGUGAAGUUGGUAGAGUUAAGAAUAAAGCAUUAGAAAUUUUAGAAAUUGGAGAAAGAACUCAAUCAUCAUUUUAUUCUUUAGUUGCAUGGUGUAUGGGAACUACUGAACAUCUCGAUUAUUUUGAUACAAAAAUUUUCUUUGGUUUAAUUUCUACAUUCCAUGCACAUUUAUUAAUGAGUAAAGCAUUAAUAAAAAUAAAUGCAUAUGAACAAAUGAAAAGAAUGAGAAUGACAAGAGGUAAUUGUUUAUCAGAAAAUGAAACUAAUUUAAUGGUUGAAAUUAUUGAUAAAAUUCGUUCUGGUGAAAUUGGAAGACAAAUGCUUAGGAAAACAACUUCUAAUUAA